ACAUGCGCAGUGUCACUGACUGCUCAGUCGGUGUCCGCACGGUCGCUGGACGUAAACUCGUAUAGCGCGGCAGAGGAAUAGCAGCACCAUACUUGCUGAAAAACUCUGUAUUAAAACGAUUAAAAGCUACAAAUUAUGAACUGAAGCUACGUUAAGAAAUUGAAAGUAACGUCUGAUUUCGUGUUCAGUGUGGUUUUUAUUUAAAGUGUUGUGUGAUAGGUGAUUUUGAGUGUGUGGCGUCAAGUCCCGUUGACCGGUUUUAUUUCAAAACUUUGGAAUCUUGCAUUGGCGGGUCUUAAGAUGAUCACAACACACGGAUAAAGAAAAUCAUGUGCAAACUAAAGCGAGUAAGAUAUAGUUGGAUAAUGCUGGGAUGACAUAGAUGCGCGUGACCGUGUGAGCACUAUGCCGCAGUCGGCGCUGGGGCUCGGCGGGGAGCGCCGGUACUCCGUGCCCUCCAACCCUCUGGUGCACGAUCCCCGGGGGAUGCACUCGGAGGACCUGCACGCAUGGUCGAUAUACAGACAAAAUCUGAAUUCGGACUUCACCGACAGCGCCCUAGGCAGCACCGACAAGAGCCCGCUCCCUUACGGCAACUUCCAGCUCCGCGAUACGACCGUGCAGUCCAUAUUGUCACACCCUCGAUAUGGACCCAAAUCAGCCCUGGGCUCGAACAUGUACACCUACCUGAAGUUCGGUCUCCCGAGGGUGUUCCCACCGAACCACAACGGCUCGCAGCGCUCCGGCACGCCCAAGCCCAAGACUUCUAUUGGCAGUGGCAUGAAACCUGCCCCAAGGAUCCAAAGGCAAAGUCGGGGCGUGCGAGAGACAUCGUCGGGAUACGACAGCUCGGACAACGAGACCACCACCAACUACAAGUACAGCCGAAAGUACCGCUCCGACCCUGACUUCAGGAUGCAGAACUUACACCCUUCGUAUCAGCACAGCACAGCAGUGCCAGUGGUGGCCAUGCAGCAGGCCGGCAUCCGAGGGGAGCCUCAGUGGACCGGCACGAGGAACAAGUCCGUCAGUGAAGCCAACCUCUUAGGCAUUGAUGCCAGGCCGCACCGGUCGCACUACAAUAGGCGGAACAGUGUCGCCGACUUUGUGCCUGAUAACGACCAUCAUAGCUACCUAAUGGCGCCGUCGCACUUAGGCGGGCGCGCCUCCAAAGCCGGCAGCCACAUGUCGGUGGCGCACUCGCGGAAGCACUCCACGCUGCGGCCCACAGACCACCUGGAUGGGUACACCCACUCCGCGUAUAUCUACCCUAAUUAUUACGUAAACAACUUAGAAAUCACUUCACCCGNGUCACCCGACAACAAGUCGACACUGCUGGUGUCAGGUCUAAGCUUCGAGGUGAAAUCGGGCGAGAUCCUGGCGGUGCUGGCCACGUCGCAGCACGAGGCGACUGGCUUGCUGGACGUGCUAGCGGGAGUGAGGAAAAAACUCUCCGGCGAUAUUGUGAUAAACGGGCAGCCAGUAGCUUCGUCGACCCUCCGCAAGGUGGCGGCCUACGUCCGGAACGACACCAAUCUGUGCCCGAAUAUGACAGUGGAACACACGCUGAGGUUCCACGCCGCGCUGCGGAGACCGAGGAGCAACCACAACCAGGUCAAAAUGGACGACAGGGAUAGAAUAAACCUCCUAAUAGAAGAAUUAGGCUUAGAACAAGUGCGAGACACAAACGUCAGCCGCCUCACGCGGUCCGAGGUGCGAAGACUGAACGUAGCGUGCCAACUACUCCUGGAUAUGGCGAUUCUGAUCCUGGAUCAGCCUACUAAGGAAAUGGACAUCUUCGAUACGUUCUUCUUAGUGGAGUAUUUGAGGAAUUGGGCGAGCACAGGCAGGGUGGUUAUAAUUUCACUGCACCCGCCAACGUAUGAAAUCUUCGCUAUGUUGACGAAGGUGGUAUUAAUAUCUGCAGCCAGAACGAUGUUCAGCGGGUACAGAAGAGACAUGUUGCCAUAUUUCACCUCUAUCGACUACCCCAGUCCUGCUUUCAAGAACCCUUCGGAUUACUAUCUGGACCUGGUAACCCUGGACGAUUUAUCCGCGGCGGCCAUGUUGGAGUCAUCAGGGCGUAUCGAAGCCUUAGCGAAUGUGUUCGCGGGAGCGCACGCGCCGCCCGAACUUCCGCCCCCCGUGCCUCUGCCCGCGCCCGCUGCGACUCCUAACGUCGCGUUGCAAGUCUUCGCGCUUAUUGAAAAAAGCCUAGUAUUCACCCAGAUGACAACGCUAUCGAAUGUUGUGACGCGGGUUCUCAUCGCAGCUAUCAUGUCCCUGGUCACUGGCACUAUCUUCUGGGACUUACCUACAACUGAUGCUAAGCUAACCCAAAACGACCGGGUGGGUUUCCACUACUCCGUAAUGUGCCUGACAGUGUGGCCUAUACUGCUCUGGCUGAGCGCUCGGGAGGCGAGCUCCAUGCGGCACCACGUGGAAAGGGACAUCGCCGUCGGCCUUUACUCGAGAAUAGUCUUUAUUUUAUUUGACCAAUUUCUUGAGUUGUGGUCGGGCGUGCUAACGUGGCUGGCGUACUUGGUGCCUAGCUACGCCAUGUCUGGCCUAUAUGCGCAGACGCCGGGCUCCUUCGAUGGAUUUUAUAUUUAUUUAGGCUACAUGGUGCUAUACCUAGUCAGCAUCCAAAUGCUGUGCCGCGCCACCAUAUUCCUCGUGCCAAUGGAGAAGACCGCAGCCAUCCUGUCAGGCCUCUGCCUUCUUCUUAGCACACUGGUCUGUGGGGUCACGCUUCACGAGGCAGACAUACCUAGAUUGGCCAAGUGGCUGCAAUACGUGUCCCCUCAAAGAUGGUUGAUGCCUGAGAUAUUGGGCAGAGAACUCAGUGAGACAGCCUUGAGGACCAGUAUUAGUAAAGACGCCAGGUGUACCAAUAAGCAGAGACCAUACCAGGACAUAAUCGUCCAGUCACCGUGCCCACCGCCGAACGGGACGCAAGUCCUGUCCAACUACGAGUUCCUUCAUUCCGCCCAGCUGUGGGAAUGGACCGACGAGAGCUUCCUAAUAGCCUUGGCUAUCUUCUACGCCGUCUUCGCGAUAGUCGCCAUAUUGGCUUUCACAUUCGACUGUACUAAGUACGCGAGGAGCAAACACAGGGCGUCCUUGAAAGGACAUAAGAUCACUGUCAAUACGCCGUAAGGGAAAUUGGUAGUCAGUACAUCUACGUAUCACAAAAAGUUCUUCAAUUGAUUUUGAACCUUGC
Ostrinia furnacalis (Asian corn borer) is the source of this 3223-nucleotide messenger RNA. Its product is annotated as ATP-binding cassette sub-family G member 8. Gene Ontology annotation, cellular component: plasma membrane. Gene Ontology annotation, molecular function: ABC-type transporter activity; ATP hydrolysis activity; ATP binding. The transcript is spliced from 19 exons. Bases 406 to 3159 code for a protein of 917 amino acids. Gene Ontology annotation, biological process: transmembrane transport. Lineage: Eukaryota; Metazoa; Arthropoda; Insecta; Lepidoptera; Crambidae. The record is from RefSeq and is a predicted model, not a curated record.